CUGUCCCCGCGAGCCCAGAUCCGGCCGGUGGAGGCGACGGCCAGCACUAGCCCGGGGCCCGGGCGCGGGAGGCGGAGGCCAGAGGAGGCGGCCCGAGCGGCCAGGCGUGCGAGCCCUGCUCACCGGUGCGGCAUAGCUGGUGAAGUCUUUCUGUGAAGAAUAAGGAUACCUGAUUGUAAAAGUGCCCCACACGCACCAUCAACUAGGAAGCAAGGAGCAGUAUGACAGAACCAUCUAGCCGAGUCUGAAGUGUGAAGACCACCAUAUCCACCAGAAGACCCAGGAUGGAUGUGCACCAAAGUACCACAGUCAGGCUGCUGGAGAAACGGUGGUCCAGUGAGCCACCAUCUGGCUGCCGGAGACAUUAUAAUGCCAGAAAAAAACUGAAGCUAAUUCGGGUCAUUGGCCUUGUCAUGGGCCUGGUAGCUAUGAGCACUGUCCCAUUCUCAAUCAGUGCCUUUACUGAGACAGACACUCAGAGCAACACAGGAGAAGCCAGUGAUGUGAGUGGCCCUAGGGGAGCCCAGGGCCACCGUCAAAGAACUCUCUUAGAUUUCAAUGACAAGUUUCUAGAUGAUGCCACACAGCCACCCGCUUCUCAGGAAAGCAAAGCUGAGAACGGCACCGACCAUGCCCAGGGAGACUACCCAAAGGACAUCUUCUCCCUAGAGGAGCGUAGGAAAGGCGCCAUCAUCCUCCACGUCAUUGGGAUGAUCUACAUGUUCAUAGCCUUAGCCAUCGUCUGUGAUGAGUUCUUCGUUCCUUCCUUGACUGUCAUCACUGAGAAACUGGGCAUCUCUGAUGACGUGGCCGGAGCCACCUUCAUGGCUGCAGGCGGGUCAGCCCCUGAACUUUUCACGUCUCUUAUAGGGGUCUUCAUUGCCCACAGCAACGUUGGCAUAGGCACCAUUGUGGGCUCGGCCGUGUUCAAUAUCCUCUUCGUUAUUGGCAUGUGUGCUCUGUUUUCUAGAGAAAUCUUAAACCUGACAUGGUGGCCGCUCUUUCGGGAUGUGUCCUUCUACAUCGUCGACUUGAUCAUGUUGAUCAUAUUUUUCCUGGAUAACGUCAUCAUGUGGUGGGAAAGCUUGCUCCUCUUGACAGCUUAUUUUGGCUAUGUGGUUUUCAUGAAGUUCAACGUCCAAGUAGAAGGAUGGGUGAAGCAAAUGAUAAGUCGCAAUAAAGUUGUCAAGGUGACAGCCCCGGAAGCCCAAGCAAAGGUGUUAUGGUCUCCACACAGUGCCAGUCUUGUUGGUGUAAUGCCGCAGGCCUCCGAGACAUCACAGUUGUCAUCUACAUCCGGGGACAAGGAAGAGCCGUCUUUACCGGCUAAGCCGCGCCUCCAGCGAGGUGGGAGUUCUGCCUCUCUCCACAACAGUCUUAUGAGGAAUAGCAUCUUCCAGCUCAUGAUACACACCCUUGACCCGCUCGCCGAAGAACUUGGAUCAUAUGGAAAACUAAAAUAUUAUGACACAAUGACUGAAGAAGGGAGAUUCAGAGAAAAAGCUUCAAUUCUCCACAAGAUUGCCAAGAAGAAAUGCCAAGUGGAUGAGAAUGAGCGGCAGAAUGGGGCUGCCAAUCAUGUGGAGAAAAUUGAACUCCCCAACAGCACAAGUAUGGAGGUGGAGAUGACACCGUCGAGCGAAGCUUCGGAACCCGUACAGAACGGAAACCUCUCCCACAGCAUCGAAGCUACAGAUGCCCCGCAGCCCGCAGAGACCACAGAGGAAGAGGAUGACCAGCCCCUCAGCCUGUCCUGGCCGUCCAAUGCCCGCAAACAGGUCACGUUCCUCAUCGUCCUUCCCAUCGUGUUCCCUCUCUGGAUCACCUUACCUGACGUCCGCAAACCUGCUUCCAAGAAGUUCUUCCCUGUCACGUUCUUCGGCUCCAUCACUUGGAUCGCAGUUUUCUCUUACCUGAUGGUGUGGUGGGCACACCAGGUUGGAGAGACUAUCGGCAUUAGUGAAGAGAUCAUGGGUCUGACCAUCUUGGCUGCUGGGACCUCUAUCCCUGAUCUUAUCACCAGUGUCAUAGUGGCCAGGAAGGGGCUGGGGGACAUGGCCGUGUCCAGCUCUGUCGGAAGCAACAUCUUUGACAUCACUGUGGGGCUCCCCCUGCCCUGGCUCCUCUACGCCAUCAUCCACAGAUUCACGCCGGUGGCCGUGAGCAGCAACGGCCUCUUCUGCGCCAUCGUCCUCCUCUUCAUCAUGUUGCUGUUCGUCAUCCUCUCCAUCGCCCUCUGCAAGUGGCGGAUGAACAAAAUUCUGGGCUUCAUCAUGUUUGGCCUCUACUUCGUGUUCCUGGUGGUCAGCGUCCUCCUGGAGAACAAAGUGCUCGAGUGCCCUGUCUCCAUCUAGGGGAAAAGCCAUAUCUUCAACCCACAGCAUGGAUGGUCCCUCCCGGCUCUGGCCUCCGGGCUCCUUGCAGAAGCCUUGAGAAGGGGCAGCCUGUGCACAGCCCUGGGAGGCAAGCGUCCCCCCGUGGAGGGUGGAGGAAGGAUGGAUUCUCAUGGGGCCAUUCGCUUCACGGGCACCUCACCCUUGCCUGCGGAAACGACUCCGUGGAAGAGACAAAGAGAACCGUCUCUCCAUCACCACUGACAGGUACUCCUCGCUGGUCGGAGGUACAUUCAUUGGGAUGACGCGAAAGAGGACAGAGGCUACGCAUACACAUGAAUAUAAAUACUAUAAAUAUAUACACAUGAGCGUACAAAUCCUGCCUGUUUCUGUACUAUACCUCUCCUCCUAGACCUAUAGAUUAAUACAUAACUGUACACAGAAAGAGAAAUUAUAUAUAUAUAAACAUAUAUAUAUAUAUUUAAGUGCAAAUGCAUCUUUUCAGGGAUAGCUCUAGCAUAAUUAUAGUUCCUAUUUGAAGAGGGGCAUCAACCUUCAACCUUCAGUUUGUGGCUUUGCCUCUGGAGUGCAAAAGGUAAAUUAACAGAAUCGGUAGGCCGAGGGCUCUAUGCUGUGAUCUGCAGCCUGCUUUGGACACACUGAGUUGAGUGAAAUAGUUUGCAGAGAGGAGAGCUCAGAAGAGAGAGUCUGUUGGAGCCCUGUUAGAACCUCUAAAAUACUGUCACAAGCCAAAUGGAACCGAUCCCACUGGGAUGCUCUGACUGAGACCCACGGAAUUCCUAAAGACAGAGGGGAAACUCAGACCCAGACCGGGUGGCAACCGAAGGGAAACUGACGGAGGUUAGGUUGUUUCGUUUUGCUUUUUUCUUGUAUUGCCCCAGCAUGCAAGUAGAUGAUAUGAAUGAAAAAUCAAAUUAGUGCUUUUCUAGGACAGCAAACUUCUAUAAACCGAGCCUGUCUUGUUCCAGUGCAUGGCCCAUCAUCAUCAAAAGAACAAGGGCGAUCUUAGCCGUGGUUGCCGUCGGACAUGCUUUAAUGCCAAGGGCUCACACACAGUCCAAAGUCCUGCCAAGAGAGCUGAGAUGUGUGCCGAGAAACACCGUCCAGCAGAGGUGCUCAGUGGGAGUGGCCACUGAUGGGGACAUAAGGGCAUCAUCGCUCCUCAGAGCAUUUCUCAGUGUGGUCACAAAGGGCUGCCACAUCUAAGAAUCAUUCCCAGUAGAUCUAAACUAACGACUAACCGGGCUUGAUUGAGACAGUUCAGGCUUGUCUGAUCCGUUGGGUGCCCCUCCCACCCCAGAACAGUUUCCAAGUCCUGAGUCAUGAAUUUGGUGUAGACCUACGCACCGCCCCUUUCUCCAUCGUGAGCCCAUCCGGAACUCUAGUGUUCCGAGCCUGCAGUCCAUGGUUUCUUCACACUUCUUUGAAGCCGCCACUCUGAUAUUGUGGUUUACUGAUUUUGCUCAUCUUCACAUAGGAUCACCUCAUUCACUCCCCCCACACACACACUCUGUCCAACACCUUGUGUGAUUUCUCCGGUUUAUUGCAGUAGGAAAUGAAACCGCUUGACAGCCACAGGACAAACUAAACUGAAAACUAAACAUGCAGUUUUUCAUUUUUCCAAAACCAUGCUUUCUCCUUAAAAUCCUUUGAAAAGUUUAACAGAGGGUGGCCACCUCCGUGUAAAUUGGCACAUUCCAUACGAGGAGAGUGUCGCCAGGCAUUCAGGUUCUGAUCUGUCACUGCGCCUUGUCUGACUGUGUUCUGAACACCACUUAAUAUAGGGAGGUGGGGCGAAGAACUCAGACUGAAUAAAAAGGUCAGGUGACCCAAUAACCCGGAUCAAGUUCACCCUUCCAUCCACAAAACCUCCAUUCAUUUACAGAACAUGACAACAGCAGGCAGAGCCAAGCCCAAGACCUCUUUACACUUAAGCACAUGGCGCUGCAAAGUGGAGGUCCCCUGAGAACACAAGAAAUCAAAAGGUCUGCCAACUAAGAAACUGGUUUUCAAGUCUCUCCAACAAUGCAAAGUUGGGUUUUUGGUUUGGUUUGAUUUUUUUCUUUCCUUCCUCUCUCUCUCUCUCUCUCUCUCUCUCUCUCUCUCUCUCUCUCUCUGUGUGUGUGUGUGUG
This is a messenger RNA of Myodes glareolus (Bank vole), 4486 nucleotides long. The record is from RefSeq and is a predicted model, not a curated record. Lineage: Eukaryota; Metazoa; Chordata; Mammalia; Rodentia; Cricetidae.